AUCAGCGGUCAUGUCACACAUCCCAAUCCACAUCAGUCUGGGCUCACAGAUUCAUCCAGAAACAGAGGCAGGAAAACUAACACCUCUACUACUACAUUCUUCCAGAAACACGCAGCAAUAAAAGGAGGAGAAAAUCCAUUAGGUCCGCCAACCUGGAGAUCGCCAAUGGAGGAAGAAGGGAAGAAGAUGAUGAAGAGGAAGGUGAUGAUAGCGAUUGACGAGAGCGAGUUCAGCCGCUAUGCGCUCGAAUGGACUCUCGAGAACUUUCACGAUUCGCUACUGAACUCGCAACUUGUGCUAUUCACCGUCCUGCCCAUGGUCGACUAUGGCUACAUCUACGCCUCUUCUCUAGGGUUUACUCCUCCUGAGCUGCUAAAGUCUAUUCAAGAUAAUCAGAAGAAAGUUGCCACUGUUCUUUUGGAGAAAGCUGAUGAUAUCUGCAAAAAGCAUGGGAUAACUACCGAGAGAGUUAUAGAAGCCGGAGAUCCGAAAGACGCCAUAUGUCAAGCAGUAGAAAAGAUGAAAAUCCAAUUGCUUGUGCUGGGAAGCCACAGCAGAGGAGCUCUAAAAAGGGCGAUCCUCGGAAGCGUCAGUAACUACUGUGUCAACAAUGCCAAUUGCCAGGUUCUUGUUGUCAAGAAGAAGCCUUGAGACAAUACAUAGGCAGAGUGUUUAUCAAAUUCAGUUGUCCUGCUGGAGUGUACAAUUAUGUAAAUAUAUAUAAAUAUGUGGUGCUGAAAUAAGUAAUGACUGUAAUGGGUUGAAAUAAUGUGGUGAUUUGAGAGUUUGGAAUAAUAAAGAUGAAUGUAAUGUGUGAAUAUGUGUGAUAUAUGGAGAACUUGUUUAUAUCAGCUUGAGUUUUGUCUGU
Molecule: messenger RNA, 868 nt
Organism: Cuscuta campestris
Lineage: Eukaryota; Viridiplantae; Streptophyta; Magnoliopsida; Solanales; Convolvulaceae
Source: the annotation of a GenBank genome assembly